GUCGGUGAACGACCUCUUUCGUCUCUUAUCGGAGCUAAACGGGUCACCUUGUAAAAACGGCACUUGCCUUCUGUUGGCAGACGGUAUUUGUGGUCGUCUGCUACGAUAGUCUUCUGCUUCGGAAGCCGCGCAAGAAUAUUUUAUUUCGGCAAAUGAAGACGUAGAUCUCAACGAACCAUACGGCCAUGGUUUCCUGGUUGGUGCCAGCCCUGUUCAGCUACGCAAUUCCAGCGCUGGUUACCCUCAUAGUUUGUUUGAUCAUCCACGAAAUUCCGAGGCUUACGAGAAAAGGCCUCCCACCUGGACCGUACGGACUACCCGUAGUGGGAUAUUUGCCUUUCCUCGGAAAAGAUGCACACCGAGACAUGGACCAGCUGCGGAAGCAGUACGGCAAUAUAUUCGGCAUGUUUCUUGGCUCCCGGUUCGUAGUCGGCCUUUGCGACUACCCCGCGGUGAAGGAAGCUCUAAGUCAAGACGCUUUGCUGAACAGGCCAAAAGACAUCCCGUUCGCUAUGAAUAAAGAAUCACAAGGCCUUAUGGUCGUCAACGGUCCACUUUGGCGGGAGCAGAGGAGGUUUUCACUAAGGCUCUUCAAGAACCUCGGUGUUACUACACAGACCAUGGAGCAGCAUAUUCACGAUGAGCUGCAGCACCUCUUGGUCGAGUUCAAGAAAUGCGAGGAGAAGCCCGUGGUGGCAACGACAUAUCUCACACCGAGCAUGUCGAACAUCAUCUCGGCUCUGGUCUUUGGGAAAAGGUUCGAGUACAAGGACUCCGAACGUGUCUACUUGGACGACCUUAUCGAAACAAUUCCCAGACUAGCGGCCCAGAUGUCAGCCGUGAACUUCUUCCCGUGGAUCCGAGACCUAUUGCUCUUCUUCAAAGUUGGCAGCUGCGAGAAGUUGAGACACGCUCUUGCCUGCAGAGAAGACUUUGUCGACUCAAAGAUCACGAGUCACGAAGAGACUUUCGAGGAAGGCACGGUACGGGAUUAUAUCGACGGGUUCCUCUCUGAAAUGAAACAGGACGGUUCCAACCCAAUGUUUACAAGACAAGUGCUGAAGGGCAACGGGGCCUCUUUCUUCGGCGCCGGGAGCGAGACUGUUCGAACGGCUAUCGACUGGCUGUUGCUGGUGUCUGCAGCGUACCCCAACGUACAAGAGAAGGUUCAAGCAGAGAUCGCAGAAGUUGUCGGUCACGACGGUCAGGUUUCCUGGUCGGACAGUCGGCGAAUGCCAUACACUCAAGCUGUCAUCUGGGAACUUCUGCGCUGGAAGCCGAUCAACCCUCUCAACCUCAUGCGACAAGCGUACUCUGACGUCAAGGUCGGCGACUACAUCAUUCCGAAGGGCAGCAUCGUGAUAGCGUGCCUGUGGUCCUUGUUCCACGAUCCUGAGGUUGCGCAAGAUCCCGAGGUGUUUCGACCUGAGCGGCACCUCACGGACAACGGGCGAAAAUUUGUGAAGCCUGAGUAUCUGAUCCCUUUCUCCUAUGGCAAGCGUUCCUGUCCAGGAGAGGUGAUAGCAGUCAUGGAGAUCUUCAUCUAUUUCACUACACUUCUUCAGCACUUCUGCGUCACUGUUCCAGAAGGGAGAACCCUGAAUUUCAACGAAGUCCUAGGAGUCUCUCUUAGGCCUGAGCCGCAGGAGCUUAUCAUGCGUCGCCGAUAGAUGACACCGCGGACAACAUCCACGUAGUUCUGCUUUUACAGCUCUUUGAAGGUCUAUGAAAGACAGAAAGUGAAACCACAGUAUAUGACAGCAGGUUGUUCUUCCUUAGUAUAGAACUGUCGUCUGCUAGAAAUAUCGAUCGCUCAACGUCCAAGGCCCAAUGCCAAUUGCGUACAUAUGUGUGCCAGCGUUACACAUAUCUGCGUCCAGGAAGAUUUGUGUUUCUGUACACUAGCCAAUUAGCGUACGAGGAGAGGAAGAAUUGUUUCGACGAGUCAUUGUCAGCCAGAUCAUGGUACUGCCGAUGGUCAUUUAAGAGUACACUACAAAUAUGGAAUCAUUCAGGCGAUCUUUUUUCUUUUUUUCAUACAAGAUUUUACGAAGUUUUAGACUCCAUUUUAUCGAAUGUACGCUGUUUUCACAACUUUCACAUAGAAAAGCGCGUAAUACUGUUGUAAAUGCUGUUAGACUUCUUUGCCCAGAAAUUGUUUUCAUGUAGUCUAUUUGUACAUAUGUAUCCGUGUAAUAAAUGUGUGUUUUCAACCAA
Ornithodoros turicata is the source of this 2217-nucleotide messenger RNA. Its product is annotated as cytochrome P450 2J6-like. The record is from RefSeq and is a predicted model, not a curated record. Bases 186 to 1670 code for a protein of 494 amino acids. Gene Ontology annotation, biological process: xenobiotic metabolic process. Gene Ontology annotation, molecular function: oxidoreductase activity, acting on paired donors, with incorporation or reduction of molecular oxygen, reduced flavin or flavoprotein as one donor, and incorporation of one atom of oxygen; steroid hydroxylase activity; iron ion binding. NCBI's taxonomy places the organism in Eukaryota, Metazoa, Arthropoda, Arachnida, Ixodida, Argasidae. The transcript is spliced from 9 exons. Gene Ontology annotation, cellular component: intracellular membrane-bounded organelle; cytoplasm.